Messenger RNA from Spirodela intermedia, 306 nucleotides. The record is from the annotation of a GenBank genome assembly. NCBI's taxonomy places the organism in Eukaryota, Viridiplantae, Streptophyta, Magnoliopsida, Alismatales, Araceae.
AUGGGGAAAACCGAGCCGACGAGGAGGUCUCCGACCGGCGUCUUCUGCUGCUGCGCGCCGCUGCUGGUGCUGCUGUUGCCGCUGGGCCUCGUGCCUCUCCGCUCGCUCGCGGCGGAGCAGCGCGGCGCGUUCGCGCAGCGGCCGUGCGAGGAGGUGUACGUGGUCGGCGAGGGGGAGACCCUGCACACCAUCAGCGCCAGGUGCGGCGACCCCUUUAUCGUCGAGCGCAAUCCCCACAUCCACGACCCUGACGACGUCUUCCCCGGGCUCGUCAUCGAGAUCACUCCCUUCCGGCCUGGCCCGUAA